AUGCAUAGUCUCCCAAUUGAAAUACUCGCGGAUAUCGCCAAAUUUACCAAGUCACCCGAACUAUGCGCUCUUCGGCUCACCUGCCGAGCGAUGUACCAGAGCACCCUUCACCACUUCGUACAAACUUUUGUACAUACAUUGAAGACCGAUCUUUCACCAAAGUCACUUCCCCGGGUCGAGGAAGCAGCCAACGAUGCCCUCUUUUGCCCCUAUGUCCGCAAGUUGGAGAUCGUCAGGAAUUCACAAGGUUGCCUGGGACCAUUAUCCCCUCAUACCACAUCAGAAGGAACAGAUAUCCAAGCGUGGCGAGACGUGAUAAAACGCUUUUUCAACUGCCAAUCCUUCGAGUUGCGCAAUUCAAUCUAUACAACCGCGCAUGCCGGCUGCGACGGCAUCUCGCUUGACGAGGCCACUGGUGCUGUUCUCAAGGCCAUAGCUACUGAGCACAUUCGGAUGGAAUCUUUCUCGAUAGACAUAAUCAAAAACAGAAGAAGGGCUCACGAGGAUAACGAUAACCUAACACAAUUUCCUAUCACCUAUUUUGGGAUCCCGGCCUUCACCCACCUCAAAGAGCUGAGCCUUGCGCUCCCGGAUGCCGAGCGUGAGACUCUUGAUUGGAUGGCGAGCAUGAUCCAAUGUGCCAAAUCUCUCCGAAAACUUGCGAUCCUUUUCAGCUGGAAGUGUGAAGCAGCUCCACUUCUCGCCCAGAUCUCAUCGGUUGGGUGCUUGCCGGCACUAGAAGAGUUGACUUUCUCGCGGAUGACAUUCCAAUCUUCAGCUGCUUUGGCGAUCUUUCUUUACAGUGUUACAGGUUCGCUUCGCCGUGCGACUUUCUCUUUUGUACAGCUGGAAUUUGGAGGCUGGCGGUCCAUUCUCCGCGAGUUGGGUGGAGGUGCCUACAAGCUUGACAGUUUGAUUUUGCAUAGUGUACUAGAACAGAACAAAUUUCUGAGCUUUCGAAAGAUUCCAGAAUACCCACUCGCGAAAGAGUCUCUGGACAAAAAAUUAUGUCGUCCGUUCCAAUUCAGCUUUGUUGAUCCGAAGGAUAAGGGCUUCAGCUGCUCUGGUCCGGCUUUACAACAGGUUUUACAGAGAGUGGCUGCGCUUGCAGAGAUACGCUAA
Penicillium hordei is the source of this 1122-nucleotide messenger RNA. RefSeq lists its product as uncharacterized. Bases 1 to 1122 code for a protein of 373 amino acids. NCBI's taxonomy places the organism in Eukaryota, Fungi, Ascomycota, Eurotiomycetes, Eurotiales, Aspergillaceae. The record is from RefSeq and is a predicted model, not a curated record. The transcript has a single exon.